This is a messenger RNA of Merops nubicus (carmine bee-eater), 258 nucleotides long. Its product is annotated as 60S ribosomal protein L36a. The record is from RefSeq and is a predicted model, not a curated record. Gene Ontology annotation, molecular function: structural constituent of ribosome. The annotation marks the transcript as partial. Gene Ontology annotation, biological process: translation. The transcript is spliced from 4 exons. Gene Ontology annotation, cellular component: cytosolic large ribosomal subunit; ribosome. Lineage: Eukaryota; Metazoa; Chordata; Aves; Coraciiformes; Meropidae.
AAGGUGACGCAGUACAAGAAGGGGAAGGACUCCCUGUACGCCCAGGGAAAAAGACGCUACGAUAGGAAGCAGAGCGGCUAUGGGGGCCAGACAAAGCCCAUCUUCCGUAAGAAGGCCAAGACCACAAAGAAGAUUGUGCUGAGGCUGGAGUGUGUGGAGCCCAACUGCAGGUCCAAGAGGAUGCUGGCAAUUAAGAGGUGCAAGCACUUUGAACUGGGAGGAGACAAGAAGAGAAAGGGCCAGGUGAUCCAGUUCUAA